This is a messenger RNA of Jatropha curcas, 1285 nucleotides long. RefSeq names its product SGNH hydrolase-type esterase superfamily protein. Gene Ontology annotation, molecular function: hydrolase activity, acting on ester bonds. The record is from RefSeq and is a predicted model, not a curated record. NCBI's taxonomy places the organism in Eukaryota, Viridiplantae, Streptophyta, Magnoliopsida, Malpighiales, Euphorbiaceae.
UAGACCUGACUAUACUCAUACGCCAACGAAACCGGAAGUUCAAGAAACCAAGAAACUAGACUUGGCGGAGAGAUCCAAAGCCACUAAAAUCCUUGGAAAGGAGAGUCAACGCACCUUAAAAACUCCAAUCGCUGUUCAUUUACCCUCAAUAGUUUAUGAGUAACACCGUUAAAAGAGAGCAAUAAGCUUGAGUUGUUUUAUAGUUCGUGCUAACAAACAGAAGGCAACCAUAAAAGAUCAGAUUACGAAAGAGAGAAAGACUGAAAGUUCACUUUUUUUUGUUUUUUUGUUCUCCCUUUUCUUUUAGCGAAACCCAUCUCAGAUUUGUUAAGAAUGAGGCCGAAGAUUUAUCUUUUUGGUGACUCCAUCACUGAAGAGUCAUUUAAAGAUGACGGCUGGGGUGCUUCUCUUGCAAACCAUUUCGCUCGCACGGUUGAUGUGCUGCUUCGAGGGUACAGUGGAUAUAAUACAAGAUGGGCUUUGAAGGCGGCGGAAAGGGUGUUUCUGCCAGUGGAAGGUGGAGCAGAUGGUGGUGCAACGCCCUUAGCUAUAACUGUGUUUUUUGGUGCUAACGAUGCUUGCCUUCCCGAUAGAUGUUCUGCUUUCCAACACGUGCCUCUUCCAGAAUAUAAGAGCAACCUUCACGCCAUUUUCUCAUUUCUCAAGACACGUUGGCCAAAAACAAUCGUUCUUUUCAUCACUCCUCCUCCAAUUGAUGAAGCUGCACGCCUCCAGCAUCCUUAUUCUGAGAAUCAUUUAGGUCUGCCCGAGAGGACAAAUGAAGCUGCUGGUGCUUAUGCCAAGGCAUGUAUUGCUGCUGCAGAAGAAUGUGGGUGCCCAGUGAUCGAUAUCUGGACCAAAAUGCAGCAGAAUCCCGACUGGAAAACAGCUUAUUUAUGGGAUGGUCUGCAUCUAACUAGGAGCGGAAAUAAGCUUGUGUUUGAGGAAGUGGUGGUGAAGCUGAAGGAACAGGGGCUGAGUGUAGAGACAUUGCCCGUUGAUCUCCCACUUAUGGGUGAUAUUGACCCUCAGGAUCCACUAAAAGCAUUUUUGAAAUAAUCAAAAUCAUUGCCUAAUAGGUUUUUCUUUUGUUUCAGUUAUAUUUAUAAAUAGCCAUGAGAGUGAUACCUGAAAAAAUGUUCAUUAUCUAGAACUGGCUAUGGUGAAGCAAAUUGCUUUGGUGAAAAAGCAUUGUUUCUCUAUUUAAUUUAAGACAUUGUCACUCUCUCAUAGUGCAUCUAGCUUUGUGAAUGAAAAGCAUUAUCCCCUGUGUCUAUUUCUAUCA